Messenger RNA from Rhododendron vialii, 2219 nucleotides. Its product is annotated as transcription factor bHLH112-like. Gene Ontology annotation, cellular component: nucleus. The transcript is spliced from 7 exons. Gene Ontology annotation, molecular function: DNA-binding transcription factor activity, RNA polymerase II-specific; RNA polymerase II cis-regulatory region sequence-specific DNA binding; protein dimerization activity. Gene Ontology annotation, biological process: regulation of transcription by RNA polymerase II. The coding region runs from base 194 to 1426 and encodes 410 amino acids. Lineage: Eukaryota; Viridiplantae; Streptophyta; Magnoliopsida; Ericales; Ericaceae. The record is from RefSeq and is a predicted model, not a curated record.
AUAUGGUUUGUCGAAUCACCAUUCUCCAGAAAAAUGUCAACCAGAUUCCGGUAAUUACCACCGUCCGUACCAUCCUAACCGUCUAUAUAUAUAUACAUACAGCACAAACCCAAAGCUAUGCAAUUCUACUUUCACAUACAGACACAUCCCAACUAGCACUACAAAGAGAGAGAGAGAGAGAGAGAGAGAGAGCAUGGCAGAAGACUUUCAAGCUGGGGUUUGCAACUCAACGUGGUGGAAUUUACCGAAAAGCCCACUUGGGUACUGGCCGAGUAGUCACGACCAUCUGGUGGAGAUGAGUAACGCUAGGUCUAGCGAUGACUCCGGCGGCUCGGUGGUUUCCGACCAGCAACCGGAUUCCGGCGGCGGCGUUUGGAUGGAUUCUUCUGCCUUGGAAAUGAUGGGUAUUAAUGGUAUUUCAUCACCAACAUCACCUACAACAACUGAUUGGAACCAUACUCUAUUCGGAAGAAGGGAAAGUGAUUACAAUUCUCGAAUGAUACAAGAAGAUCACAUGAAUCCAAGGCUGGAUUUCGGGCAAGAAACCGGGUCGGAUUGUCCAUCUAAAAUCCAAAAGGAGUGGAGUACUGGUACUACUACAAAUGGAUUCAACCAAACAAAUCAAGAUUUUUCAGUACUAGACCAUCAAUCUUCACAUGGUUUAAUCCCUUCAAUAUUGCUACAAACCCUAUUUGAUAGUACCAAUCCUCAACCACAACAAUCUCCUCUAUUCGACAACCGGUCCACGAAAUAUUCAGACGAAUUUCCUCCUUUGGAAAAAUUCUCUCCCUUGGUACUAAAAGGUUCGUUCACAAAACAACCCGCGGUUAGCAAUCCAUUGAAUUUAACAACCACAUCGCCUUUCUGGAAUACCUCCAAUGCAUCUGUAAAAGAUACCCGCGCUGGCUUUCUUCCUUCAGUUCAAACACAGUUUCUUCCAUCAACGUUUGAGGAGAAAUCCAUUCGCCCCAACCUCAUUGCGAAGGCUAAUAAUGAAGGGGUUCAAGACUCUUGUAAUAAAAAAAGUAGUGGUGGACCUGUAUUCAAAAGACCGCGAAUUGAAACACCAUCGCCAUUACCCACUUUCAAGGUCCGAAAAGAGAAGCUAGGGGACCGAAUAACUGCUCUCCAACAACUGGUUUCUCCUUUUGGAAAGACGGAUACCGCAUCAGUUCUCCAAGAAGCUAUUGAGUACGUCAAAUUCCUCCAUGAUCAAGUGAAUGUUUUAAGUACCCCAUACAUGCAAAAUGGAGCUCCCGUGCACCACCACCAACAGAUGUUUGAUAAACUGAAUAACACUGAAGGGACAAAACCAGACUUGAGAAGCCGCGGGCUUUGUCUGGUGCCGAUAUCAAGUACUUUUCCGGUUGCCAAUGAGACCCCAGUUGAUUUUUGGACACCAACAUUUGGAGGGACAUACAGGUAGAGCAGAGAAUUAGAGAAGAAGAAAAAAACAUCCAACUGUAUAAAAAAGAAAAAUUGCAAAAAGAAAAAGAAGAAUAAGCGGAAGAGGAAAGCUUGGGAGCCACAAUGCUGUAUUGAAGAAAGCUUGAGCAAAAGCAAGAAAAAGGAGAAAAGGAAGUGACCCCUCAAGCCAACUGGAUGUAGGACUAUAUCAAAUAAUUAGUCAGUAUUUUAUUCCCUCAGUUCCAUUUUGUUUUCUCCUUUUGAAAAAAAAAAAAAGCAUUUUUUUCGUGUACUAAAAAAGUAUAUUUCCGUGAACGUUUCUUGAACUUUUUUGGUAUCGACUAGAAGAUAUAAUUGAGCCAUUUUAAUCGGUGUAAAAAAAGUUUGAAAAAUUAGCCACGGAAGUACACCUUUUUUUUUUCUGAGAGAAGAUGGAUGUUUUUCAAAAACAGAAAACAAAAAAUGGUAAUGGAGGGAUUAGGGCAGUCUUUUUUUUUUUUUUGGGCGAAAGUCAACUUUGGUAGUUUCAAUUAGUUCCGUUGAAGUGGGAUAGGAACGGGAACAAGUGCUAAAUUUAGCAGAAGUAAUUCCAGAUUAGCUCGUAGUUUAUCGUUUGUUGGUUGAGCUAAAUUUAGCAGAAGGAAGGCCAUAAAACAAGGGAUUUUUGUUCCUGUUUCUAUUAUAUGUGUUAUUGUAGGGUACGUAAUUAGCACCAACUCUUUUUUUUUUUCAUCAUGUGAAAGAAAGAAUUGGGGAAAAGGAUAGAAGAAAAAAAAAAAGAGAUUUUAGUAUUGAAUUCUUUAACAGCAAAA